Messenger RNA from Coccinella septempunctata (seven-spotted ladybird), 713 nucleotides. RefSeq lists its product as uncharacterized. The transcript is spliced from 3 exons. The record is from RefSeq and is a predicted model, not a curated record. The coding region runs from base 89 to 547 and encodes 152 amino acids. NCBI's taxonomy places the organism in Eukaryota, Metazoa, Arthropoda, Insecta, Coleoptera, Coccinellidae.
GUUGGUAUCUCACGAUAAAUGUUUCAUUGACUAGCUUGGAAAUGAUAACCUGCAAGGUGAGAAUAGAUCUUUGUACUGACAUUAGAAAAUGAUUCCUGAUAGUGUAGUUCUUUCGGUUUUGGUAGCAUUUUGUAUUAGUUCUGCCCAAGGAUUGAACUGCUACACCUGUUCCACAACGAGUAAUGAAUACGAUGAUAACUGCGUUUCCACCCCAACAGAAGACAUGACUCGUGAUUGCAAUAAAAAAUAUUGUAAUAUCAUCAGAGUGGAAGACAAGGAUCCCAAAAAUUUGGUUUCUUCAAUGUCUAGAGGUUGCAGUGACGCCUAUUUGAAUGGAAAAACUGAAGAUUAUACACAUAUAAUAUAUCAAAUGUCUUGUAGAGAAGAUUAUUGCAACUCGGGUAGUGGUAAAACUGCUUCAGGUGGGACACACAAUUACCUGGGAGAUAAAUCAACGAUAUACUGCCCAGGUACAGAGUCAUCAGCUUCUACUAGACUAAUAUCUAUUUAUACAAUUAUAGCCUUUAUUGCAAUAUUCAUCAUGUGAGAGUUCACUUCUCAUUGUAUUAAAAAAAACGUGUCCCAUAAAAUUCAUUGGAGAAUUAAUUAUACUCAACCCCUCAUGAACUCCUUUCAGGCCCAAAUUAGAAUAUUUCCAUUCAAAAUCAAUUGUAUUUAUAUUUUCAGGUUGAAAAUACAUGAAAUUCAAUAUA